AUGUUUGGAAAAUAUGAUUCCUCAAGUAUGUGUAUCAAAGUUAUCUUAUCAUUGGACUCAGCAGGGAAAACCACUGGCAUCUUUACAGAUUCUGAAGAUGGUUUAUCACAUAUUAUGCGAACCUAUGAAGGGUACCAAAUUCCAAAAGCUAUUGAAAAAUAUUCUUUGCAAACCCUCAAAGACGAUGACUACUACUUCGAGGCCACUGUUGAGAAGGAAAAUGCUAGAGAGAUUAAAGAGAAGCUCUCCUAAGUUGUUGAUGAUUUCGAGGCAAAGCUCA
Moneuplotes crassus is the source of this 280-nucleotide messenger RNA. The record is from the annotation of a GenBank genome assembly. Lineage: Eukaryota; Ciliophora; Spirotrichea; Euplotida; Euplotidae.